CUCCGACAGCGCUCCCAGCGGCGGCCCGGGGGCUCUCCGGGCCGCCAGGGCCCUGCCGCCGCCUUCUGCGGUGUCCCCCGGUGGGGCGGCGCGGCCGCCAUGUGGCGGCCCUGAGGAGGGCAGCGCAGCCCAGGGGUCGCGGGGAAGGUCGGCGGCGGCCGCCUUUGUCUUGCUGCCGGGGGUGGAGUUGCCAUAUCAUCUGAAGCUCAACCAUGGACCCUGAAGCUGAGAUAAAGAAGCAGGUAAACCCCUUCUACUGCAACAUUUGCAAAAUCUGGUGUGCUUCUGCAUUAAACUUGCAGACUCACUUCCUUGGAUUCAAGCAUAAGACGGUGGAAGAAGCACUGAAAGCUCAUGGUAUUGUUAAAGCUGCAGGUGGCACCGGAGAUCAAGUGAAAACGCCUGAAAAACUUCCUGACUAUGUGCAAACUGAGCCAGAGAGAUUUCAUGGACAGACUUUGGAAGAGCAACUUAACACAUGUAAAGAUUCAGAACCUGCACUCGGACUUAAUUAUAUAAUCGAAUACCGAUCAAAAGACAAUUUCCCUUUUCUCUAUGAGUGUCAACUGUGCCACUGUAAAACAGGACUGAGUAACAUGUUCAUGCACGUUUGCGGCUCCAAGCAUAGACUGGCAUACUUGAAACAACAUUAUCCUGAGAUAGCAGAAUCUGAUGAAGUUAAGGGUAAAGGCUCUGAACUCAACAGAAAAGUUAGGCAAGUUGCAUUAACAAUUGAGAAGAAAGAGGGAAGAAAACAAAUGAAGGUUGUUACGGAUGCCCCGAUGAUGAGGAGGAGAUGGCAAGAAUAUCCUAAUGCAGAUGACAGCCCUUCAAAAGCUAAAGUUCAGCAUGUGGAUACGUCGCUUAGUAAUGAAGAAGAAACAGAUUGUAAAAAUAAGGAUGGAAAAAUGCCAGACCCUAUUCAAGAAAAGACUGUUCAAGAGGAGCUGGAAAAAAGUCAGCAAGAACAGGCAAAACCAGAUGAGAAGGCUGAAACUAAUAAGCCUAUUGAAAGCAGCAAAGACAACAAGACUGAAGAAGACAGCAAAGGCAACGAUUCUGAAAAGUGUGAGACCAAUAAACAAUUGCAGGAAGAAAACGAGGAAUUUGAGCAAGAACCUGCAGCAAAUCUUGAGGAAUUCACUAGUCAAGAAGAACUGUUGGGUUAUUUGCAAAGUUUUGAGAUACUGAAUGAAGACGAUGCUGCUUUUAUCCUAAAAGUAACACAGACUCUCACAGAUGCACUGGUGGAAUAUCGUCAGCAGUCCGCAUCAAAAAAAGAUCUCUUAGAUACUGAACAUAAUGGAGGAGAAGUAUUGGAACAUUCCACGGAGCAACCUGACCUGAAUUCUGCAGACAUUAGUGAUUCUGAUACUGACUAUUCAAGCAGCCGAUCAGCUAAGAAGUCUUUAUCAGUAACUGAGGAAGAUGACCUGCAAAACUUCUCAGCUGGCACUUGGGAAGCAGCAUAUGAGAACAACAUCACUGCUGAAUUUUUGAACAGUGUAAGAAAUAUGAAUGUUGAGGAAGUUACUGCUACUCUACACAAAAUAGCAGCAGCAAACCCAGCUUUCAGAGGAAUUGAUAUUCCAAAUGUUGUAAGGAUCCUGACUGAAAGUGGGACUCUGAGAAGACCAAGCAAUGGCAGCACACAGUGACGUGGUAGUUAGCAGAGUUAAUACUGCAGCAUUUACUUUCUGUAAGUUUGAGAAUGUUCUUUUACUUGAUAUGAACUCAAUGUAGCUGAUUUUACUAUAUCCAAAUUCUGUACAGGGUUAUUUUAAUUAAAAAUUUGGUUAUGGGAUUCCUGUUAUUUAUUUCUCCAUGUGGCUGACAUUUCUGUAUUUGUGGAAAGGUUGUAAAGUUCAUGUUUCCCUUGCUGCUUAAACAUAUUUUUAAAACAGGUAGCUGUUGUUUUCCUAAAUAUUUUUGCAUUCUGUAUAUUGGCAAUCUAUUCUCUUCGUAUUGAUUCUUUUGGUUCUUUUACAAAGAGCUAACAACAGAAGGGAUAAUAGAAGUCAGCAGUUCAAAUUCAUGCUACAAGAAGUAGUUGGAAAUUAUUGCCUGUGGCUGCAGAGCCCUACUCAAAGGCUAUUGAAAUCAAAAAUCUCCUUCCAUGUAAGAAUAAUGAAUUGGUCUCCUCCUAUUUCUAAAUAAAGAUUAAUAAUAAAAACCCAGUGCUGUCAGUUCAGUUCUGAGCUGAGAAGUGCACGGACUAUAGGUAACUUAUUUAGCCUAGAUAAUUGGAAAAUUUAGCAGACUCAGCAGAGGUUUACUUGCUUGCAAACUCAGAGGUAUGUCCCAAGAGACGUAAGCGGACUAUGCUUAAGGCACACUGAAGUGGUAGUGAAAAUAUCUUCUGUCUUCUCUUAUGUGACCAGUAAGAGAAUAAAGUGAAAGUUGGCUUAUACUAUCCUUCAGUUCUGGCUCUUUUAAGGUAAACUUUUUUUCACCUACUGUAAUAGUGUUUUUGACUUAAUAUACGUGUGUGUGUAUAUAUAUAUGUAAGAUAUACACUUAUAUGUAUAAGUCCUAUGUGUUAACCACUACUAAUUUGGUAGGAGGAUAGAAAAAUGUUUUGGAUGGCUACAGAUUAAUGUGUUUGGAAAAAAUAAAAUUUUAAAAU
Messenger RNA from Cygnus olor (mute swan), 2626 nucleotides. RefSeq lists its product as uncharacterized. The coding region runs from base 213 to 1658 and encodes 481 amino acids. Lineage: Eukaryota; Metazoa; Chordata; Aves; Anseriformes; Anatidae. Gene Ontology annotation, molecular function: single-stranded RNA binding; zinc ion binding; double-stranded RNA binding. Gene Ontology annotation, cellular component: precatalytic spliceosome. The transcript has 17 exons. The record is from RefSeq and is a predicted model, not a curated record.